AGAUACAAGGGCCACCAAGAGGAAGUUGUUCUGUGAAGCCAGAAGAAAGACGAAAAGAUAAACAGAUGAUACUUCAAGAAAAGCUACGAAGAAACAAGUAGGAUGUAAAAUAUGUGGGCUGUUCCAAAGACAUGAUUCAGGCGCUUUGUCAAACUGGAAAGAACAUUGCUUCAACAAGUGUUCAGUGUCAGCAACAUUUUAAUAUGAUCAAGAUGGAGACAGUCUUUCUGCUUUUACAGUGUUGAAUGUAUGUGACUCUGGAGGGUUCUCAGGAAAGCUAAAUUGUGAAGAAGAAUGGGCUGUUGUUCAUUACUGUAACCCAUACUCUAUGGAAUAUACCAGGGCAUCUGUAACUGGAAAUGACAUGCCUGUGGCUAGCAAGAAGAGAAGCUGGGAGGAACAUGUGACCCACAGGAAUGGAUUACAGUACAGUUUUGAUGAUCUGGAUAUAAUCUGUUGUCAUGGAAUUUCAUCUGAUGAUUUAAAGUCAAUUAUGGAAAAGAAUGAUUUAUCAAAAUCAGGACGGAGAGAAAGAUGUGCCUCCUUACCAGAAUGUUGUCGUGAGUCACUUGUUGUAGGGUUUCCAUUCAAGCAACUAGGUGGAAACACAAAGGAGGUAGAUGAAAAUGCUAACCAUGAAGGUAAUGAGCACUUUCUGUCUUUAGAAGCCAGUACAGAGACUAUAGUCCAGGUUCCAGAUGACAAUUCAGAUCUCAGCUCAGAGGAAACUAAUCAUGUAGAAACUGAACAACAUGAGUUAGCAGGGACUGGUCCCUUGGGUGUCAUAGAACCAGAGAUAAAAUCAAACAUUGAAACCAAGGAUCUGGCAGAAGUUUCUGCAAAUUAUAGCAAACUUCACCCCAACUUUGUUUCUAAUGAAGGAAACAAAGAGACAGUGGAGUCAGGUGUGAAGGAAGACUUGGAGCCUUGUGUUGCACACUUUGACCAAGUGAAUGAGGAAUCAGUCCAAUUGAAGCCCAAUGGUUUGAAUGUAGAAAGGACUGAAGAAUAUUCAGAGUUGCUUCAGAAAGCCUCUAGUACACAGCACACUGAAACAUCUGAAGUUGUCAAAGAAAACCUCACCACAAAUGAUGUAAUUGAUCCUUCUGCUAUUAUGCUUACUGGUUGUGAUGGACAACACAUAUCAGAUAUGAGCCCUGUAAACUGUCUCUUCAGGAGUGAUACAGAAUCAAUUGCAUGUUUUGAUGGAGUUUCAACGGUUAAUGCCAAAGGGGAUGAACAGGAUUCUGAAACUGAUUCAAGCCACAUUACUAAUUCAACUGAAAGUCUAAAAACUAAUGAUUCCCAGGAUAGUCCAAAUCCUUGCGAGCCUGUGGAAUGUAGAGUACAACUGCGCAAAGGAAAGGAAAUGCGAGAAGAUCGAGAUCGGUCGCGACUGGACUCCAUGGUUCUACUGAUCAUGAAACUUGAGCAGCUUGAUCAGGAUAUUGAAAAUGCGCUUAGCACCACUUCUUCAACAACAAAUACACCAACACAGAAACGAAGACAUUUACCUGAGUUAGACUCACAAAUAGAAAAUGGAGCAACAACUCUAUCUGCCAAUCAAAACUCAAAAAGCUCUCCUCAGCUUAUUUACUCAACACUGACAUUUACAACUCCCGCGGCUGGCACCGGUGCCAAACCAAAAACUGGGACCAUGUCUGGGAUAUCAAAAAAGGAGAAGGCUGAAAUUGAGGCCAAGGAGGCGUGCGAUUGGCUACGGGCAGCAGGGUUCCCACAGUAUGCGCAGCUCUAUGAAGAUUCCCUGUUUCCCAUUGAAAUCGCAUCUGUAACCAGGGACCAUGAUUUUCUGGAUCGAGAUGCCAUUGAGGCUUUAUGCAGGCGGUUGAACACCCUUAACAAAUGUGCUGUGAUGAAGCUAGAAAUCAGUCCACAAAGGAAAAGGAGUGAAGACUCUGAUGAAGAUGAGCCUUGUGCCAUCAGUGGCAAAUGGACCUUUCAGAGGGACAGCAAGAGGUGGUCCAGGCUGGAGGAGCUGGAUGUGUUUGCUUUGACUGACAACCCUGGCUCCUUCCCCCUGGAGGAGCCACUACUGAAAGUAGGGGUGAGCAGUGAAAGUGUCCUUACUGACCUGAGCGAGCAGCCAGAGGUGGGCUCUAUCCACAGUGUCGGCAGCAGCACGGGGAGCCAGGGAGCUGGACUGCAGAGCGCAGGCAUGGGCGCCACUAGAACCAGCUCUGUGACCAGCAUCUGCUCAUCGGGAAACUCUGUGGACAAUGAAGAUUCGUUCUCUGAAGACAUUCCUUCCCCCAAGGAGAAUUCAGGCUUUCAGUACGACACCAAGCCAGGAGGCAAGAGCACUAGGUCGAAGGCCAAGAGCUUUCUUAAGAGGAUGGAGAGUCUACGACUGAAGAGCUCGCCCACCAAGAAGAAAAAGGUGACCUCUAAGUUGGUUAUUAGCGGACCUGUGUUGCAGGAAGGGAUUGAUGAGGAAAAGCUCAGGAGCUUCAAUUGCGUGGAGAUCCCCAGGCUCAACGGACACCACAGCAGCCUUCCGCGCAACAGGAGCGUUUCCUACUCCACACAGAUGAGCAGCAGCAGCAGCAGCCAAUCGGAGACUGGCAGCAGCACAGUGAGCACUCCCAGUCCUGUGACCAGAGCCCGCAGCCACAGCACUGCUUAUAACAACAAUAAACGAGGUGGCAUGUACCUGGAGGGAUUUGACCCCUUCAAUCAGAAACAGCUGCAACACGAUGAGCAGUUGCUGCCUGCCAGCUGUGACGUGGCUGAACAGAACCUCCGCAACCAGGCGGCAGUUAAGGAAGAUGUAAUUUUCUUUAUCCCAGAGGGCCACAAGCCAGGCACCUUCCCCAAAGCACUUUGCAACAGCAGUCCUCAUAGUAGACUGAGACGGGAGAGCAGUGAUGACAGCUCCAAAGGCUCUAUCUGUGGAGGCCAGAAUCACCGGAACUCUGCCACCUCCCUGGAUAACCGGCUCAGCAUAUACGACAACGUGCCCUGCUCGCUGCUCCUGGAUGGGGAAGAGGAGGAGGCCCCCUACCCCAAGCUGGAUGACAUUCUGCAUCAUGUAAGGGGCCUUCAGAGGUUUGUGAAUGAGUGGUCGGAGCAGGCCUGCGAGGAGGGGGAUUCGGACUCUGCCCUUGACUCCGUCUCACCCUGCCCAUCGUCUCCACUACAAAACCACCUGGAGGAGGUGGAGAUUGGCAGCGACUUGGACAGCACAGGCAACUCCCUCAACGAACAAGAGGUUCUGUCCAGCCGCCAGCGCAGGGAUUCUGGUGUAGGCGCUUCUCUUACAAGAUCAAGCAGACCUCAGAAGUUGAGAUGGCACAGUUUCCAGAGCUCGCACAGGCCAAGUCUGUCCUCAUUGCUGCUACAAAUUAACUGCCAGUCUGUAAUGCAGAUGAAUCUCCUUCAGAAAUACUCCCUUUUGAAGCUCACAGCCCUGUUGGAGAAAUAUACGCCCACAAAUAAACAUGGUUUCAGCUGGGCUGUACCAAAGUUUAUGAAGCGAAUAAAGGCCCCCGAUUACAAGGACAGGAAUGUUUUUGGAGUCCCUCUUCAAGUAAAUGUGCAGCGGACAGGCCAACCACUCCCCCAGUGCAUCCAGCAAGCAAUGCGCUAUCUCCGCAGCCAGUGCUUGGACCAGGUUGGGCUCUUCAGAAAAUCUGGAGUCAAGUCUAGGAUUCAGGCAUUGAGACAGAUGAAUGAAAGCUGUACUGACAGUAUUAGCUAUGAGGGACAGUCUGCAUUUGAUGUAGCUGAUAUGGUAAAACAGUAUUUCCGGGAUUUGCCAGAGCCACUGUUGACCAGCAAGCUUUCAGAAACGUUCCUUCAAAUAUAUCAGUAUGUGCCCAAGGAUCAGCGCCUCCAAGCCAUCAAGGCAGCCUUCGUGCUCCUGCCGGAUGAGAACAGAGAGGUGUUGCAGACUCUGCUGUAUUUUCUAAGUGACGUGACUGCCGCUGUGAAAGAGAAUCAAAUGACAAACAACAACCUAGCGGUGUGCCUGGCACCCUCCCUGUUCCACCUCAAUACCCUCAAGAGAGAGACCUCUUCUCCAAGGGUAAUGCAAAGAAAACACAGCCUUGGCAAACCAGACCAAAAGGACCUGAGUGAAAACCUUGCUGCCACCCAUGGCCUGGCCCACAUGAUUGCGGAGUGCAAAAAACUGUUUCAGAUUCCUGAGGAAAUGAGCAGCUGCAGAAACUCAUACAUGGAGCAAGGUCUGCAGCCCCCGAAGCUUGAAGAGUUGGUGGGUAAUAACAAAGAGCAGUCUACCGGAUACAAGGCCUACCUGCAGGAGUGUAUUGAUGGGCUUCUAAAGGAAGCUAAGGAAAAGUUUAAAGGCUGGGACAGCUGUUCAACUUCAGAGCAGGCAGAACUGUCCUAUAAAAAGGUAUGUGACGGCUCUCCUCUCCGCCUGUGGAAAGCCACUGUUGAAGUGCCAGCUGCUCCAGAAGAUGUGUUGAAUCGAGUGCUUAGAGAACAGUAUCGGUGGAAUGACGACCUUUUGGAUUCAAAAGUAAUUGAGAGUUUGGAUAACCAGACUGAAAUCUAUCAGUACAUCCUCACCAGCAUGGCUCCGCAUCCCGCCCGGGAUCAUGUGAUGCUAAGGACCUGGACAACAGAUUUGCCAAAGAGAGCAUGUGCACUAGUUGCUACCUCUGUGGACCAUGAUGCUGCUCCACUGAUGGGGGUCCGAGUCAAUGUGCUAACAUGCAGAUACCUAAUAGAGCCCUGCGGCUCAGCAAAAUCCAAACUGUCCUACAUAUCCCGGAUAGACUACAGGGGCCGUGUUCCAGAGUGGUACAAUAAGAUGUUUGGACAGUUGUGUGCAGCAGAAGUAGUUAGAAUACGAGACUCUUUUAACAAUCGUUCACUUGAAAAAUAAUUCUACAACCACAAGACCUGUUUAUUAUAGUGAUUUGCAUUUACACAACAUUUCUGCCUUCGCCAAUGCCAUCUUGAAUAGAUCCAAUGUUGUCUGAACUUGGCUUAAAAUAGCCCUGUGCUGAUGAGAAACUUUGACUUGCCCUACAAUUGUAUACACUAAAUUGACAGGAAGAAACUGAACUGUGGCAAUAUUUUUUUUUAAUUAAUGCUGCUUUGUUUAAGGAACAGUUUUAAGGAACUGGAAUAGAAAUGAACCUUGGCUGUUUAGGGUGCUCUGAAAUCAUAGUUUGACAAAGGGCUACUAUUGCUUCUGGGAAGCAAAAAUAUGUUGACAAAUCAAUUUUAUUGUACUUACCAUUUUUAUUUUGAAUACACUCAUGUGAAAGUAAGUGUUUUUAAUGUAAUCAGUGUUGUAGCAACUGUCAUGGAGCGUGGUGUAUAAUGUCCUUUGUGUACUUGGAAAUUCAUAGAACUUUCUUGGGAGGGGAAUAGAUGAAUGGAUCAAAUUGCAUGUAUUGUUUUUCAGAGUGAUGUAUCGGUAUGUGGUAAAGUAUGGUGGCUGGUACACCAGUAGGUGAAAUUGAUGUCUCCAGAGAUGCAGUACAUUUGGACCUGUGAUUUGUUGACUGCCAGAUGGACCAAAUAACACCCAUCAACCUUUUCUUUUGAGUGUGUGCAUGGAUUUUCAAAUUUCAGAUUUUAGUAGGUUUAGGUUGACAAUAAACUGUCUAUCUGUAUUGACCUGUCUGCGGCCAAGUGAAAAUAGUAGGUUAUAGAUUACUGGUGUCAACUUUUGUCUGUUUUGAACAAAUAUUUUGUAAGAUCUUAGCUAGCAGCAGGUGUAUUUCAGGGACAGUGUGUAUAAUAUAUAAUAUCCAAACCCAUAAUUAAACAAAUGAGUAAUCCUGAGUUCUUUUAAGAUUGCAGUAUUUUUUACUGUAUUUUUCACUCUCAAAACACUUUGGAAGUCUUGUAGAAUGGGUACUAAAGAUUUUAAUAAAUUGGUCCUUUUAUAAAGGUGGUCUUUUGUACAGGUUUUACUGUAGAGAUAAAAAGGUAGAUUGCAGUAAUGUUCGAAUAUAACCUGUUCACAUAUGCGAAUGUGGAGAUGGUAGUGGAUGAAUGCAAUUUAAGGAAAAUGUAGAAUAUCUACUGUACCAUGAUCAGUGUUACAUAACCUCUUAAUGAAGUUUUUUUUUAUUAUUUUUAAACGUAUGCAUAUCUCAUACUUGGAAACUGAUAUUUUGGUAAAUUUGCAGAUUUUUUACUGUUGUAUAUACCAUUGUAUUGUAAUUGUCUACAUUUUAACUGUAUACUGCCAAAUAAGGAUCAAGCAUGACAAUUACAUUUAUUUAAGUAUUUAUACCUCCAGAUAUGCGUUUGGUUUUUGUACCUCUUAUCAGUUUAUUGUAAAUCUGAAAUUUACGAAAUAGAAAUGAAAUGUUUCUUGUUAUACUGUAUGUCUGUACAGACCAUAACUAUUAAAUGUAUAAAACAAAUGCAACAUACUCUAUUGUUAUUUCACUGUGCAACAAGUGCCAUU
This is a messenger RNA of Polyodon spathula (Mississippi paddlefish), 6418 nucleotides long. Its product is annotated as rho GTPase-activating protein 7-like. The transcript has 18 exons. Lineage: Eukaryota; Metazoa; Chordata; Actinopteri; Acipenseriformes; Polyodontidae. Gene Ontology annotation, cellular component: focal adhesion; membrane raft. The record is from RefSeq and is a predicted model, not a curated record. Gene Ontology annotation, biological process: signal transduction; actin cytoskeleton organization; regulation of Rho protein signal transduction. Bases 329 to 4873 code for a protein of 1514 amino acids. Gene Ontology annotation, molecular function: GTPase activator activity; protein binding; lipid binding.